AUGCCGCCGGAUCCGGCAAAAAAACUUGCCGAUUUGGUGCAGCAAGCCGGCAGACUGCACAGUUUGCCUGAACACAGCCGGGCAGAACACGAACGGGAAUUGUUCGGCGAGGUGCGAUUGGGCCUUUUGCAGCCGGACGCCCUCGAAGGAUCCUUCGAAGAGCAUGACAUGGCAGCCAUGCUGCGGCUCAUGGUUAGCUGUGGAAGCAAGAAGCGGUUGGCAUCUCGAGCCGUCGAAAAUUUGAAGCAAUUCCUGAAUAGCAGGUCAUGGCUCAAAGUGGCACAUGGCUCACCAGAGCUGCUUCUAGAGCUGAAAGGUUUCCUCUUGGAAAACCCAGAGGUAACCAAAGAUGCUGACAUGACGGCUGUCGCUUCUCUUUUGGAAGCGCCGCCGAGUGACAGCAGGUGCCGGCCAGAUUCGCCUACGAGUCCGGCCAAGCUGGAUGAUGAUACACGCCGGAUGAUUCUGGAACCGCUGCAACGCGGUCGCGAACUCAUGGCCUCGUGCAGAUGGCAUGUGGUUGGUGAUGAGUCAGGCCAGGCGCUUUCCCUGUUCUGCCGUGGCGUGACGCGCCUGGCCGGCACGGCUGUCGGCAGGGAGGCAAUGGAGGCUCCAGGGGCGGAGUUGCCCGUGCUGGACUGGCUGGCCUCAGAUUGGCCCAACAUCAUCAAGUUUCUUGCCAAUGUGUACGAAUCGAGACGAUUGAACAGGAGUCAGAUUGAGGCAUGUGUGGAGAAGUUGCGGUCGCUGUCCCAGAACUUCUCCGAGGCCGAAGCUUCCGCGGAAGGCACGAAAGUCAGGCCAAAGUGUGCCGAUGGUGCUCCAGAGGAUACCAAGGAUGACUCGUCGUUUGUGGAGGUGGAGGAAGCAGAGGAGCCGCCCCCUCCGCCUCCUCCGCUGCCGCCUCCAGCCGAAGAGGAGAAGCCUGGCUUGCUGAAGCGAAUCCUCUGGGGAGGAAAGGCAGAGGCAGAUCCGUUCCUUUUGGAUGUUAUCCAUCUUCUGGGGAGAUAUACGGACACUGCCCGACAUGCCCUCGUGGCGGAGCUUGUUGAGGACAGAUGGGAACAACCAGCCACGGCUCUUGCAUCAAUGGGUGCUAAUGCUAGCGACGAAGAGGAAGCAUUGCGACAGCGACGAGUGGAAGAAGAGCAGUCGGUCGGUAAGGCUUUGGACCGCUUUAGCUGCAUGGCUUCCGCCGAGAAUCGCCGUUGGGUGACCGGUUCCAACGAGCUUCUCCAGAUGUACUUUGCAGCACGGCAACAGGAGCUGGAUGUGGUGAGGCGGUGCUUCACCGACGCGGAGUCGAAAGCGAAGUUUACUGCGGCUGUGACAGACCGGACUGAUUCCCACCUGGGGCCCUUGAAGAAACUGGCGAGCUCCCCGCAUCCUCAGGAGCCUGACCUGGACUUAGCCUCCACUCGGCAGGCUUGGGCAAAGGAGGUGAGUCAGGGUAUUGUCGCGUCCUUGCGCCAGGACUGGCGUUCUGGCCAGAAGCAGACAUUGCAGGCUUUGGCCAAAGAUAUGCGCGCCGCAAUUCGGAACAUGACUGCCGUGCUGAAGACCCACCUUGCCACCCAACAGAAGAUGUCCGAAUCUGCAGCUUCUUCCUGGAGUAGCCAAAUCACAAAGGUCCAGCAAAGACUGACCCAAGUUGUUCGUGCCUGCCGGUUGGCUUUUGAGGCAAUGCUUCAAGCAGAGCUGAAAGAGGUGAGCAGAUUUUCGGCUCGGCAGAAGGAGUUUUUUGAGCGUGAGAUGCAACGAGCCCACCAAGCUGAUUCAGAAGACUCACAAGCAAGGGCUGCCCAAAUCAAGAAAUUGAAGCUGGCUUUGGCAAAGUGGCAGAAGCAGUACAUGAGCGAUGCCCUCCAAAGAGCGAAGGAAGCCCAAGCAAUCAAGGUUGAGACGGCCCUUUCGAAGGAGAAUGUGACAGGAGAAGGGAGCGCCUUGGCCUUGGAUGCGAAGGGAAGGGAGUGGCUGGAUGUGCAAAUCCCGACACUCCAACAAAAAGCUCAAGACGAAGCAGAGGCGGCCUUGGAGGGUUUCAGCGACGAGGAGAAGGCUGAGCAUAUGCCGGCAGUCCAGCAAGAAAUCCUCGAUCGGCUUCUAUCAGAAUCGGCCAUGGAUCGCUUAGAAGCCUGUGGAAUUGUGCUGGAACAUCUUUGGGAGCAUUCCACCAGCCAAGAAGAAACCUGGAAUUUCAUUUAUGGGCUCGAGGAGGAAGUGCCAUGCACAGCUGCAGCGGUUUCUCUUUACGAGGAGCAUUUAGCAAAGCAUGGCAUUUUUGCUGCGCUGGGUGGGCCUCUUGUUACGAGCUCGGCCUUAGAAGAGGCCGAAGCUGCAGCAAACUUGGCAUCAACGAAGCAAACUGCAGCGAAGCGGCAAAGUUCUGCAGCUGCAACCAAACUUGUGCAGAGAGCCAAAGCAAAAGUGUCGACAGCAUGCACCGGGGCGACUGAACCGGCGGCUCCCCCGGCACCGCCAGUGCCUGUUCCGGCUCCGACCGUUAUCGUCCCGAAGGCGGCUCCAGCCGCGGCAGGCUAUCCGUCGGACGCGCCCGGGAGCGGUGCCCCUGCCAGAGCUCCGAAGGCUGCAGCUAAGCCCGGCGUGGUUUGGGUCGACGUCAACCCGAAAGCCUGGCAGAAAACGACGUUGAAUGGCCACACAGGUCUUUCGUUUCAAGGCUUCGAUGGCACGCAGGAGACGAAGCCUUGGCUCUCCUACGUGCAACAGCGUGCGGCGUCGGACGAGCGCGUGGCUGUCCUGAUUCUGAAUCGCCGCCACAAGAACGACGCUGUGGCCAUCAAGCAAUUCUGUGCCUCGAAGCAUGUGCCCCCUCCGCAGUUCAUCGUUUGUGGCAAAGGAGCGCCUGAAGAGGUGUGCCGAGAGUGGGGGAUGCAGGACAUUCAUGUCACCAAAGAUUGGGACGAAGCAACUCGCAUAGCUCUCAGUGAGGUGCGCACUCCGGGUCCGCUGCCACUGCCCCGCUCACCACUCGGAACUGCCUAA
Molecule: messenger RNA, 3006 nt
Organism: Symbiodinium sp. CCMP2456
Lineage: Eukaryota; Dinophyceae; Suessiales; Symbiodiniaceae
Source: the annotation of a GenBank genome assembly